ACAAUGACAGAGGAAGCAUGCAGGACACGAAGUCAGAAACGAGCGUUAGAACGUGAAGUAACGCAUAACGAUGUGGACAGUAAGAAAAUAAAAAUGGAGAAAGGACUAUUAGGAACAGAUAUAAAUGCUGAAGGAGACAUGAAAUUAAAAGCAGAUCCUGGAGCUGGAAAAGUGCAAGGAUUAUUAAAAAGUGGAGAGGUGAAAGCAACCAUUAAAGUGGAGGUUCAGACGGGAGAUGAGCCUGUGGACAUGAGUACCUCAAAAAGUGAAAUAAAGAGAGAAAAGAGAGUCCCCUCACCGGACGUUAUAGUGUUAUCCGACAAUGAACCUUCUAGCCCUAGAAUGAAUGGUUUAACAAAAAUAGCAUUAAAAGAGACCAACACGGAGGCACUCAUGAAGAGCAGUCCAGAGGAGCGUGAGAGAAUGAUUAAACAACUAAAAGAAGAGUUACGGUUAGAAGAAGCAAAACUUGUUUUAUUGAAAAAGUUACGGCAAAGUCAAAUCCAGAAGGAGACCACUACUCAGAAGCCUGCUGGUUCCUCUGGGAGUGCUGUGGCCACCCCUCCGCCCUUGGUGCGGGGACCGCAGAGCGUUCCUGCUGGCAAGCCGUCCCUCCAGACCUCUUCUACACGUAUACCAGGCACUGUUAUUCCUCCUCCCUUGGUCCGUGGAGGGCAGCAGACUUCUUCCAAAUUAGGAACUCAGCAAAACACACAGAUAGUAAUGCCGCCUCUUGUCAGAGGAGCACAGCAAAUCCACAACAUCCGACAGCACUCCAGCACGGGGCCGCCUCCGCUGCUGCUGGCGCCGCGGGCAUCGGUCCCCAGCGUGCAGAUCCAGGGGCAGCGAAUUAUCCAGCAGGGUCUGAUCCGCGUCGCCAACGUCCCCAACACCAGCCUGCUUGUCAACAUCCCGCAGGCUUCACCGACUUCAAUCAAAGGUACAACCGUGACAUCCGCUCAGGCCAACGCUACCACGACCAGCGCCGCUUACGUCAACCCCCACACCCCCCCUCCCAAGCCGCCUGCGCCGGAGAUGAACUUCCUGCCAAGCGCAGCUAAUAACGAAUUUAUUUACUUAGUCGGAUUGGAAGAAGUUGUGCAGAACUUGCUGGAAACUCAAGGUAAAGUCUCGGUUGCUGUCUCAUCUCGCGAGCCCUAUAUGUGUGCUCAGUGUAAGACUGACUUCACCUGCCGCUGGAGGGAGGAGAAGAACGGAACCAUUAUGUGUGAAACCUGCAUGACAUCGAAUCAGAAAAAGGCCUUGAAAGCUGAGCACACUAACCGACUGAAGGCUGCCUUCGUAAAAGCGCUGCAGCAAGAGCAGGAGAUUGAGCAGAGGAUACUGCAGCAGUCUCCCGUACAGACCAAGGCAGACCCUAUAGCGCAGCACCACUCGCUCAAGCAGACUUCUAGCCAGAUGUCUCGAGGUCCUCCUGGAGCUCCGCGAGGAGUGUUGCAUGCAUUUAGCCAGUCACCCAAGUUGCAGAAUGCAUCGUCUGCAGCAGCACUUGGGAGCAGGCCAGGUAAGCAUGCUGAGAGACCUGUCAGCAAGGGCAGCGCUGCCGCCUGGAAGAAGACUUCCAUCAAUACAGGUGGGGCUUUACCGUUCGUUAAUCCUAGUUUAGCUGUGCACAAGUCGUCUUCAGCAGUAGACCGCCAGCGUGAAUAUCUCCUGGAUAUGAUUCCCCCGCGGUCCAUCCCACAGUCCGCCACAUGGAAAUAAUGCAGAGGAACGCCCGAGAGGAAGACUUUCCUGUUUCUGCCAUCCUUUUUAUACCACAUUACAGUGGAAUCUGCUUUAAUCCCAGCUGGAUAUGCCCCAGGCUUUGUAGGAUGCAAGAAGACCACUCCUCAUCCCAUCGAGUGCUGCUGUCCCUGCGAUGAGAAAAUGACACCGCGUGGGUGGGAAAGACUUGAGCGCAUUUGGUUCUCAGAUUCUGAUGAUUGACUGAUGAUGAAGGCUGUCGGGGAAGGGGAAGAAUUCUUUUGUUUUCCUUUCUUUUUCUUUUUUUUUUUUUUGGCUUUAUGUAUUACGUUUGGAUUUUUUUGUCACC
This is a messenger RNA of Opisthocomus hoazin, 2056 nucleotides long. The record is from RefSeq and is a predicted model, not a curated record. NCBI's taxonomy places the organism in Eukaryota, Metazoa, Chordata, Aves, Opisthocomiformes, Opisthocomidae.